Gymnodraco acuticeps is the source of this 1773-nucleotide messenger RNA. It is a transcript of the gene vipas39, whose product is annotated as VPS33B interacting protein, apical-basolateral polarity regulator, spe-39 homolog. The coding region runs from base 82 to 1542 and encodes 486 amino acids. The record is from RefSeq and is a predicted model, not a curated record. Gene Ontology annotation, biological process: intracellular protein transport; vacuolar transport. The transcript has 19 exons. Gene Ontology annotation, cellular component: cytoplasm. NCBI's taxonomy places the organism in Eukaryota, Metazoa, Chordata, Actinopteri, Perciformes, Bathydraconidae.
GAGGAAGAAGAAGCACUACAACUCCCAGCAGCCUCUGCGUGACCGGAAGCCGUGAAGCCUCCGUCAGAGAAGAAUAAAAAGAUGAUGAAGAGUAAAGCUGACGAGGAAGAAUACUGGAACAGCUCCAAGUACAAAGCCUUCACCUUCGAUGAUGAAGACGACGAGUUCAGCCGGUUGAAAGAGUCGAAGCAGGCGGUGAACAGCAUCCGCCGUCUGGUGGAGGAAGAUGAUGAUGAAGAGGACGUGGAGAAGAUCAGCUGGAGCGGAGAGCCUGUGGGGAGUAUAUCCUGGUCUGUGAACGAGACGGCAGCAUCCAAUCAGAGGACAGACAGAGAGCCCGCCUUCCCCAAAAUCAACACUGACACCUCAACGACCAGCAAGAGCCAAUCAGGAUACUCCCUGAGCUCCCUGUUCAAAGGGAAAACUAAAGGAGGAAACUUCCAGCAGUUCACAGACUCGCUCACCGACUCCUCUCUCCGGCUCUAUGCUCCAGAACUCCGAAAACCCAAAUCUGAAUACAAGGAUUACAUCAGUGAUUGGUCGCCUGAGGAGACGGUUCAGAGGAUGCAGCACGGAAAGGUCGUGUCUCUGGAGAAGUUCCGAUCCCUGCAGGACAAACUGCUGCUGCUCGACUUCUCCGUCAGCGCCAACGAUGGGAACGUCAUCACCGCCGUUUUGAUAUAUUUAAAGAGGACUCUGAGUAAAGAGGUUUUGUUCCGCGAGCUGCAGUCCAGACAAACGGCUCUGAGACAUUUAAUCUGCUACCUGAGAGAGAGCCGAGACCACCGUCUGCUGCAGGAGCUGUUCAGAGCUCUGGGCCGAACGGAGGACGAGGCGCUGCUAAAGUAUAAAGAACACCUGAGCAUUGCUGACGAAAACAAGAGGCGGGACUUCCUGAAGACCUGCCUCAGUCUUCCAUUUUCUCCAGAAGAUUUGGCUCUCGUCCAGGAUCACUACACUCUGCUGGAGAGACAAAUCAUCAUCGAGGCCACUGAUCGGCAGGCUGAGCGAGGAGGGAAGCUUCCAACGAAAACGAUGCCGAUUCUCAACAUGUCGCUCAUCACAACGUUGUACUACUGCUGCUUCUACCACUACUCUGAGGCCAAGAACACCUUCAGCAGCCCUCUGAACGUGCGUCAGACCUUCAAGAUCUCGGAGAAGCAGUUCUUCGUGACGGCUCUAGCUGCGCGGGCGGAGCUGAAGGAGUGGUUAGAUGUCGACGCUCUGUUUACCUGCAGGAACUGGCUCGGAUUCACCAAGAAGAAAUCUCCACUCAGCUUCCAGCGCGUGGUCGAUGUCCUGCAGAAGAACUCCGCCCCCACACAGGUGCUGCAGGACUACGUGGCGCUGGUUGAUGAUGCGGAGCUUAGGAUCACUUUGGCCCAGAAGCAUAAAUGUCACGACAUCGUUAUCAACACAUACCGAGACCUGAAGGACCGGCAGCAGUUGCUAGUAUACCGAGGAAAGGUCGAGACGGGGUCGGCCGAGGAGAGGAGGAUCGAUGAGCUGCUGACCAAUCAGCAAAUUCGUUGGAAGAACUGAAAGCCUAAACUAAAGACUUUUACUUUGAAAAUGAGGCUUCUUCCAGAUACAAGAGAAGAGCUGUCACCAUGGCAACAAGAACAUUCAAUUAGAUUGCAGAUGCUGAUUGACCCCGCCCACAGGACACUGGGUGGGUGGGGCUUGUAUUUCUGCUGAGUCAACGUUUCGACAUUCCUCUUGAUUUGAUAAAUAAUGUUGUAAAAACUAUUAAAACUUUAUUUAAAAAUGUGA